AUGCGGACACUCUCUUCAUUUGAAGGAAAGCAAAAGUUGAUGACAGUUGAUAUAGAUUUACAACAAGCGGUUGGUCAUAUCAACUCUAGCUUGUUAUUGCCUGUGUUCUUCAAUGAAAAGGUUCAUUUUCCAAGCUUGGAGGAAUUGAAGCUUUCGUCCAUGUGCGAAGUAAAGAGGAUAUGGCCCGAUCAACUCCAUGGACAGUCCUUCCGCAAACUCGAAUCCCUCACCAUCAGACUUUGUGAAAAUCUAUUACAUGUUUUUCCAUCGAAUUCAUUGGAUAGGUUGCACAAGCUUAAUAAAAUUGAGGUGGUCGAAUGUCCCUCCUUGGAAGCAUUAUUUGAACCGAUAAGUCUCGGGCUUGAGAAAAGGCGAAAGCCAUUGGUCCUGUCCGCAUUAAAAAAAUUGAAGCUGUUGAACCUAUCAAGGCUGAUAGACAUUUUGAAGAUUGACUACAAAGUAACCUUGGCAUUUCCUAGUCCGACGGAAGUGAACGUGAGCCAUUGUCAAAGUUUACCAUAUCUCUUCUCAAGUGCCACGGCCAGAACUCUUGAUAAACUUGCAGUGCUUGAUGUUUCCUGCUGCAAUAACCUGCGAGGCAUAAUUGCGAUGGAGGAAGGAAAAGGAAAUAUUAUAGAGAGUUUGAAGUUCCGUCAUUUAAGCAAACUCAAGCUUGGUGACCUUGAGAAGUUGAUUAGUUUCCGCUCGGUGAGUUGUGCCGGUGAUGGGUUACAUCCUCUAUUUGAUGAGAAGCUUGCAUUUCCAAAGUUAGAGGAAAUACACAUCAAGGGAGUUCAACAAGAAGCAAUAUGGAAUGAUAAAAUCCUUGUGGAGUCCUUUUGCCGUCUAAAGGUCCUUGAGGUGAAGCAGUGUCGCAAUUUAAUGAAUGUGUUUCCUUCACUCAUGUGGAAGAGGUUGCUUCACUGUAUGGAGUCCUUGACAGUUGAGAAGUGCCCAUGUCUGAGAAACCUUUUUACAAUGUCUAUGGCAAAAGGUCUGGGUCAACUCCAAUAUCUUGGUCUCCGUGGUUGUAGAGAGAUGGAGUACAUUGUUGCUAAAGAAGAGGAGAAGCCUGAAGAAGUAGUCGACAAAAUUGUAAUUCCUCAACUUGUCACUUUAUAUCUUCACAACAUGCCAAAACUCAGAAGUUUCUGUGAAGGGAAGCAUAUUUCAGAGUGGCUCUCCUUGAAAGAUUUUACAGUUCAAGAUUGUGAAGCUGUGGAGGUGGUUCUUGGAGAUGCCAAUUGUAGAAAACUAGAGGACAGCCUUACGACACAGCAGCCACUUUUACUCGUCGAAAAGGUUGAGUUUCCUGAUUUGGAGUUGAUAAAGAUCUCGCACAUGGAUAAUGUGGAGAAGAUAUGGGUUGAUGAUCUUGCUCCAAAUGCCUUCAGCAAACUCAAGACGCUGGUAGUGGAAUAUUGUGAGAAACUUUCAUCCAUAUUUUCAUCUUAUGCUAUGCUCACUAGAUUUCAAAAUCUAGAGAAGAUAACCGUGACCAAUUGUGAGUCCUUAGAAGUGGUAUUUCACGUCCAAGAGUUCAAUUUUAGCGGAGCUCAUUCUACAAGAACUUUUCAAUUGAGAGAAUUAGUUUUGGUGCGGCUCCCAGAAAUGGAACAUGUGUGGAGUGGACUUCCUCAGGAAGGUCUUACCUUUGGACACUUACGACGCAUGACGGUUGUCGAGUGUGAGAGUCUCGAAAGUUUAUUUCCAAGUUCGGUGGCAAAAAGUAUGACACGGCUUGAAGAACUUGCAGUAUGGAAUUGUGGGGUGGAGGAAAUCAUAGCGGAGGAAGACGGAGAAGUAGGGAUGAGCGCAAGUGAUCUCUUCUUUCCACAAUUGACCAAACUGAUGUUAUGGGAUUUACCGAAACUAGGAAGCUUCUGUCGCGUUAGUCAUACUUCAACAUGGCCGCUCUUGAAGGAGUUGCAAGUGAUACACUGUGGCAAAAUGAGGUCAAUUUCAUUCGCUAGUGAAAUCCAAAGCUACCAAGAUGGUACUACCAGCGAGAACCGCCCUGCAUUUUCUUUCGAAAAGCUCUUUCCACGCUUGGAGACAUUGAGAUUAGCAAGGGAGGAUGUUGCGACGUUGCAGCAGAUUCGUUACAUCUUUGGCAAUCUCAGAGGGCUACAUUUGUCAUGCUACCAUGAUGUCAAUGUCGCUUUUCCCUCCAACUUCCUUCUCCAUAGAUUCCCCAAUCUAGAAUCGCUUUAUGUGGAUUGUAGUUCCUUUGAGGAUAUAUUUCCAGAAGAUGCUUUUGGUUCUGGAUAUGGGGGAGCCACUCCCAGUGGAGGACUAAUUGACAUGCAAAACCCUCUCAAGGCACUAGGAAAUUUGAAGCACCUUUUGCUGAUGGACUUACGGUGCCCGAGGCGAGUCUGGAAAGAUGGCUCCUUGAUGGCUGAAAUCCUCAAACAGAUUGAAGUUAUGUACGUUUGGAAGUGCCCAAGUUUAUCAAUCGUGUUUCCAUCCCGCACUUCAUUCCGGCGAUUGACGCAAUUAGAAGUAAAGGAUUGCGCUGGUCUAGUCCAUAUGGGGACUUGCUCAGCAGUGACAAGUCCGGUGGUGCACCUUACUGUGCUAAUCCUAAAAGAUUGUGGUGCAAUGGAAGACGUGGCAACGGAUGAUGGAAAUGGAGUGGAGGAGAUUUCCUUCCCCAAGCUGCGACAGUUGACACUUGAAGGUUUACCAAGCCUUGAGAGCUUCUCCCCCACGAAUUGCGCUUUCACAUUCCCAUCGUUGGUGCUUAUUAUUGUGAAGCGGUGCCCCAAGAUGAAUAUAUUCUGCAAGGGUGCCUUGAGGACACCACAACUAGAUAAAGUCCUCCUCUCCGCCCAAGAUCGUGAAGGGCGUUGGGAGGGCAACCUCAAUACCACCAUUCAAACCUUAUCGACAUGA
Molecule: messenger RNA, 2898 nt
Organism: Rhodamnia argentea
Lineage: Eukaryota; Viridiplantae; Streptophyta; Magnoliopsida; Myrtales; Myrtaceae
Exons: 5
Coding region: 1-2898 (965 amino acids)
Source: RefSeq, a predicted model, not a curated record